Molecule: messenger RNA, 2692 nt
Organism: Sardina pilchardus (European sardine)
Lineage: Eukaryota; Metazoa; Chordata; Actinopteri; Clupeiformes; Clupeidae
Product: pre-B-cell leukemia transcription factor 1-like
Exons: 8
Coding region: 1254-2294 (346 amino acids)
Biological process (GO): regulation of transcription by RNA polymerase II; neuron development; brain development
Cellular component (GO): nucleus
Molecular function (GO): RNA polymerase II cis-regulatory region sequence-specific DNA binding; DNA-binding transcription factor activity
Source: RefSeq, a predicted model, not a curated record
GGACUGGAACUCCUCGCGCGGUACUCUACUGGUAUACAAGACGAACGAUUCAGGGAGGGGGAGGGACAGGGAAGCCUCAAGGAGGCUAGAGCCGAACACCGGAGAAAAGAAGCCAGUCUCUACUCGAAUCGGAGAGGAAACGCGGUCAAGAUCACUGGUGUGGUGGUGACCCAUCGUCUCGAACCAGCUGAGAGGCUGUUACUUCGAGUUCCUCGAUCUGGAGUACCCAAAACAAUUUGCCUUUCUUCGGAAUACAACGUUAUUUCCUCGCAAGGAUGUAGGCUAGUAGCUUGUUGUCUUCAUCGGCGCAUACGAACAGGAGAAUCGCUGGGAAUCCAAGCGAAGAGCCAUUUUCUAAUAGACCUCGCAUUGUUAAACUCCCUUUAUGGUGGUCUUUGCAUCGUCGCGAGACUGUUCCCUCCCAACUGGUCAUGCGUUUUGUUGUCGCGUCGCGCAACUACUGGUAGUAUAGCCAACCACUGCGCCCGAAUCCACGUAUCGAACGCUUUUUUAAGGAGUUGAUGUUUUAUUACAAAGUAACAAAGAUAACGGGGAUGAAACUGCAACAGUUACAGUUUUCACCUCUGUGAAAGCAAGUCGACGUCCAUCUUUCUCUUUCAUAGCUUACUGGUCGAAGCGCAGUGGAAGCCUAGCCUACCUCUUUUCUCCAGGUUUGUUUUCACCGUGGCCAGUUCACGACUGUAAACUAUAGGCUAGCUGGUCUUUUGAACCAAAAUAAGUUAAUCUUGAGAUUGUCUUUUUGCUGCAGCCAAAACACUGUCAAUUAGCUUGUUCUCCAAAGUAGUAGAUAAUUCACGACUUUGCCUUUUUAGAAGAAAAGGGAUGUUUGUUUUUGUUGGACAAUACAUGCUCGAUUUACAAUAUUAAUGUACACCUAGACCUAUUUAAAUGAUUGAAAGGGUGAUUUGUGUGGAUAGGUUACUGUUAGACAUUGCUUAUCUCAUUAUUGCAGGGGAGAACAUAAAUUAAAUGUGAAUAAUUUGUAGACGCCAGAAAUCUAGGCCUACAAGUUCGUGGUAGGUGACCUGUGUUUUUAGGCUAUUUCCCUCCCCUCCCCCAACAAAGUCUAGGUGAGCCUUCGUUUCUUUCAACACCUUUUUUUUCUUAUUUGAAACACUUUGAAAUACCAACCGCUCAUAAACAUCAGGAAAUCCCACGUCACAACAUUCCUAUUUGGAUACCACUGAUUCUAGACAACCCAGCCGAACUCAGACACUGAAUUUGAAGUCACCAUGGACACGGGCAUGGACGAUCAGACCCACAUGAUGUCCGGUGCUAUUGGACUCGGUGGGAUCUCGCGAACCGACGCUGUUGACCUGGGUAUAUCACGGAAGCUCGAGUACCAGGGCCAGCAGCCUCGGGACAUUGGCGAUAUCCUGCAGCAGAUCAUGGGCAUCACGGACGAGAGCCUUGACGAGGCCCAAGCCAGGAAGCAUGCGCUGAACUGCCACAGAAUGAAGCCGGCCCUAUUCAGUGUUCUGUGUGAGAUUAAAGAAAAGACAGUUCUCAGCAUGCGCGGCGCGCAGGAGGAGGAGUCGCCGGACGCCCAGAUCAUGCGAUUGGACAACAUGCUGCUGGCGGAGGGCGUGUCCGGCCCGGAGAAGGGCGCCGCUGCCGCCGCCGCCGCCGCUCUAGCCGCCGCCGGGGAGUCGAUCAACGACAACAGCGCCGAGCACUCGGACUACCGGGACAAGCUGGCCCAGAUCCGGCAGAUCUACCACUCGGAACUGGAGAAAUACGAACAGGCCUGUAACGAGUUCACCACCCACGUGAUGAACCUGCUGCGGGAGCAGUCGCGCACGCGGCCCAUCUCGCCCAAGGAGAUCGAGCGCAUGGUGGGCAUCAUCCAGCGCAAGUUCAGCUCCAUCCAGAUGCAGCUCAAGCAGAGCACCUGCGAGGCCGUCAUGAUCCUGCGCUCACGCUUCCUCGACGCCAGGAGAAAGCGGCGUAACUUCACCAAGCAGGCCAUCGAGGUGCUGAACGAGUACUUCUACUCCCACCUGGCCAACCCCUACCCCAGCGAGGAGGUCAAGGAGGAGCUGGCCAAGAAGUGCUCCAUCACCGUAUCACAGGUGUGUAACUGGUUUGGGAAUAAGAGGAUUCGCUACAAGAAGAACAUCGGGAAGUAUCAGGAGGAGGCCAACCUGUACGCAGUCAGGACCGCCGUGGAUGCAACCAACACCUCAACACACAGCAGCCAAGCCAGCUCGCCGCACACACCAAACUCAGGCGGAUACCCAGCACCCUGUUACACACCUGAUGGGCGGUUAUGAGACCCUGCCCACUCACUCGGCCAAUCAUAAUGACAGUUGCAGCAACUGAUCUCCGACACUCCGACACACACACACACACACACACACACACAGUCACAGUCAUUAGGUUGUGAGGAGGUGAAGAGGAUGGAUAUGUCUUUAUACUGUAUUCUCAGAGUGAUUCUGUUUCUUUUGUCUCUUUUAAAAAAUAUCCUCUUUCUCCUCAUUUUAUAAUACAUAAUUUAAUCACGUAGCCUAUGUAGAAUAGCUCUUUGGUUCUUACACACCCCCACUGACUGGUGAACCAGGAGGUAUCCACACAAGGACCGACGCAGGAUCAGGAGGCUCACAGAGGGGGGCACUGGUGAUGUGGACUCCUCAUGUUACCAUGAAAACACAUUAAUAAAGAAAAAUCUGAA